CCUUCGGCCGGAACCACUGCACCAGCCCGCGGGGGUAAGGCGGCAGUCGCCGACUCCGCGCUCCACUCAGCCUGGGAGCGCGCUGGGGGCCGUUGGAAUCCGGCAUGGCCCGGACCCCCGCGGCGCUAGUGCUGCCGCCUCUGCUACUCCUGCUGCUGGAGACUCCUGCGCAGGUCUACCAGGACUAUCAGUACUUCGGCCAGCUGGGCGAAGGUGACACCUGGGAGCAGCUGAGGCUGCAGCAUCUAAAGGAAGUCGAGGACUCGAUCCUUGGCCCGUGGGGAAAUUGGCGGUGUCUCUGCGACCAGGGCGAGCAGGAGCGCAGCCGCGAGGUGCUAGGCACAACGUCCGGCCCGGUUUUCAUGAACCCGGAGAACCUGAUCCAGAUACGGCCCUGCCGGCAACGGGAUUGUCCAUCCUGCAAACCCUUCGACUGCGACUGGAGGCUCUGAGCCCAGGCAGGGCCCCAGAGACCGUGAAGCAGAGCUUGCAAAGCGACCCAGUCCAACGAAUUCACCACACUUAAAGCGCUCGGCUAUAACCCUUCAGGACUACAAUUCCCAGGGGGGCGCGCAGCAGCGACGUCGGCGUCGGCUG
Cebus imitator (Panamanian white-faced capuchin) is the source of this 597-nucleotide messenger RNA. RefSeq names its product thrombospondin type-1 domain-containing protein 8. The transcript is spliced from 3 exons. Bases 105 to 452 code for a protein of 115 amino acids. NCBI's taxonomy places the organism in Eukaryota, Metazoa, Chordata, Mammalia, Primates, Cebidae. The record is from RefSeq and is a predicted model, not a curated record.